GUUUGUUGUAGCCCUUUAAAUCGUCAGCUGGUUGAGUUGUGUUUGUGAUCUGGGUAGCCUGCUUGCCUUCUCCUGUUGAAUUUAGUUUAUAAUCAUAAAGUUGAAGACAACCUGUCGCGUGAACUCUUCUUAACAGAACUGUAGAAGUAAUCUGUAUCUAAGAUGCCUCUCAAUGAACGUCCUUCAGGGAGUGAUGACCAAAGAAGCGACACUGAGUCAUCUGGUCGUUCUGACAGUAUGAUGAGUGACAGUGAGUGCUUCAGGCAGAGUUUUACUAGUGAAUCAUCAAGCAAACCAGACUCUCCAGCCACAAGCCCUCCAGCGCUGAUAACAUUUGACAAAAUGAUGGCUUCUGCAGGCAAUCUGUUUAACUUGACCUUGGCCCACGAGAUUGUUGCAAAUGACAAUUUUCAUUUGGAAAACCUUGACCCACCUCAAAACAGUUUAGAGAAACGAGUGAAAGAAGUUGUUCAUCAAGCAUUCUGGAACCGUCUUGAAGCUGAUCUCAGUGAAGACCCUCCAGAAUAUGAACAUGCCAUCAAGCUUUUGCAGGAAAUCAGAGAGAUUCUGCUUUCAUUUCUGACACCAGAAAAUUAUCCUAAUGUAAAUCGCCUUAGGAAACAGAUCUGCGAAGUGCUAGAUAUGGACCUAAUAAGACAAGAGGCAGAACAUGGUGCUGUUGACAUUUAUGGACUGGCAAUGUACAUCAUCAACACUAUGCUAAAGUUGUGCGCACCAGUCCGAGAUGAAGAUGUAAAGAAACUCAAAAUGACUACAGACAUUGUGCAGCUUUUAAGGGAUAUAUUCCAUGUCUUGGACCUAAUGCAAAUGGAUAUGAUUAACUUCACAAUCAGAAAUCUUCGGCCAUACCUUCAGCAGCAUUCAGUGGAAUAUGAGAGAGCCACAUUCCAGGAUAUUCUUGUUAAAACACCCAAUGGUCUACAGUUCACUACAGAAUGGAUAAAGGAGUCCUGUGAAGAAGUUUCUGCUUCACCGACUUCUUCCAAUCCACCAUCGUCAUCAUCAUCUUCAUCAUCAUCAUCAUCAUGUGCUACAGAAAACAAGUCUUCUGUUUCUGCUGUGACCCCCAUUUCUGUUCUCAACCAUGGUUUUCUGAAACUGAUGCAGUGGGAUUACCAGAAAAAAGUUAUGCCAGAGACUCUGAUGACAGAUGAAUUGCGCUAUCGAGAGUUGAAAGAAAAACUGGAUCCUCUGAAACUGACUGCUGCUGUGCUGCUAAUAACCUAUAACCUGGUAGGACAAGCAAUUACAGAUCUGCCAGAUUUGGCUGAACGAUUAAAAAGAGUAACAAUUGUUCUUCUUGAAGGAAUGCACCUCAGCACUUUUGAUGUAGAUAUGGCACUUGAAAACAUAAGCAUUCAGAUUUGCUCUCAGGUGAAUAGCUCUUUAACAGAGCGAGGAUUUCCUGUUCUAAGUGAUGAAGUCCAAACCAACCUGAAGGGGCAGAUCUGCAGCAUCACCAAGGAGAACAACACUGUCCGUUUACUUAUUGAAAAUCGAAUCCAACUAUACUUGAAAAAUGCUCUCAGCACUCCUGAUGCCAGUAAGCUACAACCUGUAUUGCAGGGAGGCCUUGCACAUAUCCAGACAGAGCUGGAAAUGAUAGCAGCUCAGUUUGUUGCCUUAGUAAACUACAACAUGCAAGUUUAUGGACCCUUUUAUGCUGAUAUCCUUCGGAAGGUGCUUUUCAGUGAGACUUCAAAGGAGACAACAGAUGACAAAGCCCCACAGCUUACAGCAGGAACUCGAUAAAAGUGAUCAUUCUUCGCUUUUUUUUGAUGGGUUUAGUCACCAGUGCAGUACUAUCCUAUUAAAACAUAAAGGGGCUACACAUUCACCCCCACCCCAAAAAAUGUCAUUAGGGAAAUGAUGUUUGGUAAUUUACAUUUUUUUGGAUGGGGAGCGGAAGUGUUACAUAUUUAUUUUUUUCUAGGUAGAAAAGUGAAAAUUACACAGGGCAUUUUGUAAUCUGAACUGGCUUACUGACUUUGCAAAGGGUCAGAAUAAAGUAAUGUCAACCCAC
Messenger RNA from Protopterus annectens (West African lungfish), 2044 nucleotides. RefSeq names its product t-complex 11 like 2 (gene TCP11L2). The record is from RefSeq and is a predicted model, not a curated record. Bases 163 to 1773 code for a protein of 536 amino acids. Lineage: Eukaryota; Metazoa; Chordata; Ceratodontiformes; Protopteridae. Gene Ontology annotation, biological process: signal transduction. The transcript has 10 exons.